Exophiala oligosperma is the source of this 1311-nucleotide messenger RNA. Its product is annotated as ornithine-oxo-acid transaminase. The transcript has 7 exons. NCBI's taxonomy places the organism in Eukaryota, Fungi, Ascomycota, Eurotiomycetes, Chaetothyriales, Herpotrichiellaceae. Gene Ontology annotation, cellular component: cytoplasm. The record is from RefSeq and is a predicted model, not a curated record. The coding region runs from base 1 to 1311 and encodes 436 amino acids. Gene Ontology annotation, molecular function: identical protein binding; pyridoxal phosphate binding; L-ornithine transaminase activity.
AUGCCAUCCGCUACAAUGACGUUCACUGUGUCCGAAAAGACACGAGCAGUGGUUUCGAGCUACGAGGAACAUGUUGCAGGUGGUUUUGGACCGCUCCCGGUCGCCCUCGUACGGGCCCAGAAUGCAACAGCCUGGGAUGUCGAUGGCAAGCAGUAUCUCGAUUUUCUGAGUAUGUUCUCGGUGGUCAAUAUGGGGCAUGGACACCCGCGGAUUGUUUCGGCCGCAGUGAAGGCAGUGCAAGAAGCAGCUGUUGUUAACAUCGCCUUCCUCAAUCCUUUAUACGCCAAGCUUGCCACCAGAUUAUGGGAGAUAUUUGGCUACGACAAGUUUGUUGGCAUGACAAGUGGAGCCGAAGCCAUCGACGCUGCAGUGAAGAUAGCGCGCAAAUGGGCGUACUUCAAAAGGGGAAUUACCGACGGCACAGCACACAUCCUUACAGCUACCGCCUGCUAUCAUGGCCAGUCCAUGUCCACAGCGUCAAUGGCAAGCAAAAGGUCACCGUACUUCAAUCAGUAUCUUCCGAAUGUAGGGUCAACAUCGCCCAGUGGCGUUCUGGUUCGAUACGGGGUAAUCGAGGACCUGCGUAAAGCGCUCAACAAAGAUGCAGACAAGAUUGUAGCUUUCAUGAUCGAACCAAUCCAAGGCUCGGCCGGUAUUGUGGUUCCACCUCAAGGAUAUAUCGAGGAAGUUGCAGCUCUUUGUGCUCAACACAAUGUGCUAUUCAUCGCCGAUGAAAUACAGAGCGGCUUAGGCAGAACAGGAGCGAACCUCUGCCACCAGCGUAAUGGCGCUCGGGCAGACCUGGUGGUACUGGGCAAGGCCUUGUCAGGUGGUUUGUAUCCUGUAUCUGGAGUAAUGGGCAAUUCUGCGGUCAUGGACAUCGUCGGCCCUUUCGAGAUCGGCACAACGAUGGCAAACAACCCACCUGGAUGUGCUGCGGCUUUGGCCGCUUUGGAUGUGCUUCUCGAGGAGAGCUUGUCUGAACGUGCUAAUCGGCUCGGCAAGAUGCUUAUCGAUCGAUUGAAGUCUUACAAUUUGCCUCAUGUGCUCGAAUUCUCUGGGAGCGGACUGUUUUGGGCCGUCGUGAUCGAUCAAAAACCUCCCAAGAUUACCGGCCGGAGAAUUGCAGCUCUAUUGGCACACCGAGGGCUUCUGGCGAGCUGCACGGCUGUCGGAGACCGACUCCGACUCUGCCCACCUUUGACCAUCAGUGAGGAAGAGCUAAUGAAAGGCGCAGAGAUUGUUGCACGGGUAUUUGAUGAAGUCGAGCACACAGGGUAUAUCGCCGGAGAGCUCGUUGAAUCAGUCUAG